Messenger RNA from Arachis duranensis, 552 nucleotides. Its product is annotated as RING-H2 finger protein ATL70-like. The record is from RefSeq and is a predicted model, not a curated record. The transcript has a single exon. Bases 1 to 552 code for a protein of 183 amino acids. NCBI's taxonomy places the organism in Eukaryota, Viridiplantae, Streptophyta, Magnoliopsida, Fabales, Fabaceae.
AUGAACAACACUUCCAAUUCUACUGAGGACUCUCAAGAGGACAUAACCGGAUACACGUAUUAUUCGGUUUCUUUGUCUCUUGGCUUCCUCCUCUUGAUGGCAUUCAUAGCUCUCACUGCAUACUACUGCAGCAAAAGCAGGAUUCGAGACGAGCGAACCGGACCAAGCUCCGGAAGAACCAAUAGCAGUUUCAAUUCAAACAGGACAGUGAUCAUGGACAGAGACCCAUCCUCUAUAACAAUCCAAAUUGGUGAGGAGCAACAACAAAUGCAAGAAUCAAUCCUCAAAAGUUAUCCUAUGUUGUUGUUCUCCCAAGCCAAGCUUCAUCAAAAGGCAGAUGAUCCAACAGAACUUCUUAGUUGCUCAAUAUGUUUGGCAGAUUAUGCAGACUCAGAGUGGUUACGGCUAUUACCUGAUUGUGGCCAUUUUUUUCAUAGGGAUUGUAUUGAUGUAUGGUUGAGGCUAAACCUUUCUUGUCCAAUGUGUAGGAACUCUCCAUUACCCACCCCUCUUGCUGAAGUUGCUGCCUUGGCCGCUACAAGGGCUUAUUGA